AUGAUAGUCAACGAAGAGAAUGCCAAUGAGGUGAAAGAAAAAAAAGUAGAAGUUAGCAAUGUUAAGAAGAGUAAAAAUAUUGUUCUUAGCGUAGAGAUUUUAAAAGUCAUUAAGGAAGCUCAACAACAACAUGGGUUGAGACAUGGGGAUUACCAACGUUAUCGUUGUUACUGUAGCAGAAGAAUUCGAAGGCUUCGUAAAGUUCUUAAAGUCACACAGGGAGACAGAAAGCACUAUAAAAAAAGACCUGUUACAGAGUCUAUGUUGAAAGAUGAAAGGUAUCUGUACAUUCCUUUAAUGAUGGCCGAAAGAGCUUGGAGCUACGCUAUGCAGCUUCGUCAAGAGGCAAAUACGGAGCCUAGAAAAAAGUUUCACUUAAUUCAGAGACUAAGAAAAGCUGCCACAUAUGCUCUUCAACUUCAAGCCUUAUGUGAAUCUAGUGUAUGUGAUGCUGUAACUAAAUUAGAAGCACAAGCUUAUGUUGCCUGGAUCCAUGGUUCAUUACAAUUUGAAUUACAAUUAUGGAAACCAGCUAUGGAAAAUCUUAAAAAAGCUCAGGUUGUAUAUCAAAAAUUAGUGGAAGUUGUUAAUGAAGAUGACCAACCAAUUUAUAAGAGUAGAAUUGACGAACUGACUCCCAGCCUUAGGUACUGUUCUUAUAAUAUUGGAGAAGAAAGCGAUGUUGAAGAUUUACUGGCGAUGAGAAUGCAAGGUCAUGAUCUAUUGGCUAAUUUUGAUUCAUUGAUGGAAAAAUCAAAACAAAAACGUGCUGGAGUCUUAGAAGAAGUUGAAUGGCGUGGAAGGAAGGUGCAAGUUCGCCCCGAAAGAGUUCGACUCUUUUUAUUAGCGGAUAAACAACUUGAUGGAGCCGUGUCUAAAGCAUUAAACAUAACUUCGAAAAUUGAACUGUUAGAAAAUAAUCUUAUGGAUUGCAAAGAUGCCAUUGCUAGUCUUCGAGAUGAAAUGAAAGGAGACGCUAGUUCUAAAGUUGUGAGAGAAAAAAAUCAACCAGUAAGUUCUCUUCAAUAUUUACUGUCUUACUUGACGUUUAUCAGAUUGUCAAGAACCAUUGACAGAAAUUUGUUAAUGAUUGAGCAAAUGAAAGCAAAAGAAACCGAACCAAAGGCGAAGGAAACAAAUGAAAAUAUUAGAGAGAAAAAAAUACGGCCGGAAGAUUUUAUUCGUUUGUACGAAAUGAUUUUACAAAACGUUACGGAAAUGCAACAAUUGCCUGGAUUGGAAGAUGAUGCAAAAUAUCAAAAAGAAUUAGAUGUCAAAGUCAAAAUAUAUAAAGCUUAUAGGUGCUAUCACAUAGCAGAAUACCUGGUGACGUUGAAGAGGUGGAGCGAAGCUAUCGCAUUAUAUCAAAGAUCUCAACAGUAUAUUUCUGAGGUUAAAAGUAUGGGAUCUGCUUAUAAUAAAGAAGCUAAAGAACUUGAGGCAGCCGUGGAAGGUUCGAAAUUUUCCGCUCUUGCUCAUCACGUUCUCGAGGGAGAAGUUCAAGAAGAAGAACCCUCCGGCGUGAAACAAUACAAAACGAGAAAGCCGUUGGUUGAACGUUUAGACGAAUAUAAAGAAGAUCCGGCGUUGCUGUCGAAAUAUCCAAACGUAUUCAAAAUUCCUCCAGACAUGAGACCCGUACCGUGCAAGCCAUUAUUUUUCGAUUUGGCUUUUAACUUUGCCGAAUUUCCUUCACUGGACCACAAGAUCGAUACGCCGAAAUCAAAACAAAAUCCUGGUCUUACAGGUUUCGUUAAGGGAUUAUGGGGAUGGGGUGGUGGAAAAAAAUAA
Messenger RNA from Pediculus humanus corporis (human body louse), 1791 nucleotides. RefSeq lists its product as uncharacterized. The coding region runs from base 1 to 1791 and encodes 596 amino acids. Lineage: Eukaryota; Metazoa; Arthropoda; Insecta; Psocodea; Pediculidae. Gene Ontology annotation, cellular component: signal recognition particle, endoplasmic reticulum targeting. The record is from RefSeq and is a predicted model, not a curated record. Gene Ontology annotation, molecular function: 7S RNA binding; endoplasmic reticulum signal sequence receptor activity; signal recognition particle binding. Gene Ontology annotation, biological process: SRP-dependent cotranslational protein targeting to membrane. The transcript is spliced from 8 exons.